AUGGAUAUAGAUGAUGCCGCCCGUUAUCACUCGAUUCCCUGGGUUUCAGAAUUGUUGCAAGAUACGGCUUUCGUGACAGUCCCUUCGACCAACAGAGACACCAAGUCCUCGACCGAGGAUAGUCUUUUUUCAGUCACCCUCAAAUCGAAUGCUACCCUUUCGGGGUUUCUUUCCCAGUAUCGACGGCCGACCCCCACCUCCGGGCCUGGUGGGACUGGGGGCAUAGAGGAGGUCCGCAUGAUUUUCAUUCUAGGUAGCAAUCUCAACGGCUACCCUGGCGUUCUCCACGGAGGAAUCGUGACCACCAUUUUGGAUGAAUGCACGGGCCUUCUUCUUGUCCUUCGCAGCAAGUACAAAGCUGGCGACGAUGACGCCCUCGCACCAGGCUCUAAGACGGUAACUGCCUACCUGAAUACAAACUUUUUGCGUCCAGUUCCGACACCUGGUGCAAUUGUUGUGUACGCAAAGCUUGAAGAGACCAAAGAGAACCGGAAGUGGAAAAUCAAGGGUCGGAUAUGUGAUGAGGAUGAUCAGAUUCUCGCAACGGCCGAAUGUCUCUACGUGAAGUCUCGAUCCAAAAUUUAG
Molecule: messenger RNA, 585 nt
Organism: Penicillium cosmopolitanum
Lineage: Eukaryota; Fungi; Ascomycota; Eurotiomycetes; Eurotiales; Aspergillaceae
Product: PaaI family thioesterase
Exons: 1
Coding region: 1-585 (194 amino acids)
Source: RefSeq, a predicted model, not a curated record